AUGAUAUCCAGAAUGCUGCCAAAAGUGAUCGUAGUUGCUGGCACUACUGGCGUUGGGAAAUCACAGCUUGCUGUGCAACUGGCUGCCAAGUUCCAGGGCGAGAUAAUCAAUUCUGACUCACUUCAGGUGUACAAAGGCAUACCCACCAUAACCAAUAAGCACCCACUUGCAGAGCGACAUGGCAUUGCACAUCACCUGAUGGAUCAUGUUGAUUGGUCAGAGGAGUAUUAUCUUCACCGCUUUGAAGAGGAAUGUUUAAAAGCAAUUAACGAUCUGCAUUCUCGUGGUAAAGUACCGAUUAUUGUUGGCGGCACACACUACUAUUUACAGAUACUCUUCAAUAAGCGUAUCGUUGGGACCGAAAAAAUUAGCCAGCCAACUUCAGAACAACUUGAAAUACUAGAUUCGGAAAAUCCGCAGCUUGUUUACGAUCACCUUGUUAAGGUGGACCCUGAAAUCGCUCAAAGAUACCACCCAAAUGACACUCGGCGAGUCCGAAGAAUGUUAGAGAUUUACUACAAAACUGGUAAAAAGGCCAGUGCAGCCUUUGAUGCGCAGGAUCUUAAAUUGAGGUAUGAUACCCUCUUUUACUGGGUGUACAGUGAUGCAUCAGCGCUAAACAAGAGAUUAGAUGAUCGCGUCGAUUCCAUGAUAAAAGCCGAUGGCCUCAAUGAGAUUAAACAACUUUACGACUAUUAUACGCAAAAUAACUAUACCAAAUCGCAAUGUGAAAACGGAGUUUACCAAGUGAUAGGAUUCAAGGAGUUUUUACCGUGGCUGGAAAAUCAAAACAAUGUAACUCUGGAAGAUUGCGUAGAUCAGAUGAAAGUUAGGACUCGACAAUAUGCAAAAAAACAGGUAAAGUGGAUACGUAAAAUGUUAAUACCAGAUAUUAAAGGCCAGAUCUACAUUUUAAACGCAACAGAUCUGGAUAAGUGGGAUGAAAAUGUUGCAAGUCGGGCUUUUAGUAUAGCAGAUCAUUUUAUGAGGGGCCUGCCUAAUCUAGAAGACUUUGUACCCGCUGGGCUACAACACUUAAUAGAUAAUUCUACAAAAACUGUUGAAGUAAACAAUUACAGUCCGAAAAAAGUCAAUGAUUGGACCCGUUUUAAUUGCGGGAUUUGCCUAGACAAAAACAAUAACGGGUUAAUCUUAAUUGGUAAAGAAUCUUGGAAAAUCCAUCUAUCAAGUAGACGUCAUAAAGCAAAUCUUAAUAGGGGGAAGAAGAAAAAGCAAUAUGAAGAGUGGUUGAGUCGGCAACCGACGCAAAAAGAAGACAGUAAAGGGUAA
This is a messenger RNA of Eremothecium sinecaudum, 1290 nucleotides long. RefSeq names its product tRNA dimethylallyltransferase (gene MOD5). Gene Ontology annotation, biological process: tRNA modification. Lineage: Eukaryota; Fungi; Ascomycota; Saccharomycetes; Saccharomycetales; Saccharomycetaceae. Gene Ontology annotation, cellular component: mitochondrion. Gene Ontology annotation, molecular function: tRNA dimethylallyltransferase activity; ATP binding. The record is from RefSeq and is a predicted model, not a curated record. The transcript has a single exon. The coding region runs from base 1 to 1290 and encodes 429 amino acids.